Molecule: messenger RNA, 1444 nt
Organism: Tribolium castaneum (red flour beetle)
Lineage: Eukaryota; Metazoa; Arthropoda; Insecta; Coleoptera; Tenebrionidae
Gene: Rpt5
Product: Regulatory particle triple-A ATPase 5
Exons: 1
Coding region: 99-1379 (426 amino acids)
Biological process (GO): proteasome-mediated ubiquitin-dependent protein catabolic process
Cellular component (GO): proteasome regulatory particle, base subcomplex
Molecular function (GO): ATP hydrolysis activity; ATP binding; proteasome-activating activity
Source: RefSeq, a predicted model, not a curated record
GUUGGCCAACCUGCCGCAAUGACUCGGCGAGCUUAAAUUUUGACAGCACAACAUUGCUUUCAACUUCUCGUGAUAAUUUGUUCAAAUUCAGUGAAAUUAUGUCGACUCUCGAUGAACGCUUAUUCGAAGACGGUGAAGAAUCCCUCGGUGAGGAAGUUCUCCGGAUGUCCACUGACGAAAUCGUCAGUCGGACCCGUCUUCUCGACAACGAAAUCAAAAUCAUGAAGAGCGAAGUGAUGCGAAUAAACCACGAACUGCAAGCCCAAAACGAGAAAAUUAAAGAGAACACUGAGAAAAUAAAGGUGAAUAAAACCCUCCCGUACUUGGUAAGCAACGUUAUUGAACUACUCGACGUCGAUCCCCAAGAGGAGGAGGAGGAUGGGGCUGUCGUCGAUUUAGACUCCCAACGCAAGGGCAAAUGUGCUGUUGUGAAAACGUCCACUCGUCAAACGUACUUCCUGCCCGUUAUCGGCCUCGUAGACGAGGAGAAAUUGAAACCGGGCGAUCUUGUGGGGGUUAACAAAGACUCUUAUCUCAUUUUGGAGACACUUCCGGCGGAGUACGAUGCCAGGGUUAAGGCUAUGGAAGUCGACGAGCGCCCCACGGAACAAUACUCCGACAUUGGCGGUCUCGACAAACAAAUCCAGGAGUUAAUUGAAGCAGUAGUGCUCCCAAUGACCCACAAAGACAAAUUCUUCAAUUUGGGGAUUCACCCCCCGAAAGGUGUUCUUCUCUACGGCCCUCCUGGAACUGGAAAAACUCUCCUAGCCAGGGCCUGCGCUGCCCAAACUAAAUCAACCUUUCUCAAACUAGCUGGGCCCCAAUUAGUACAAAUGUUUAUCGGAGAUGGGGCCAAAUUGGUCAGAGACGCUUUCGCACUUGCGAAAGAAAAAGCCCCUGCUAUUAUCUUCAUCGAUGAAUUGGAUGCCAUUGGCACGAAACGGUUCGAUUCGGAAAAGGCCGGGGAUAGGGAAGUUCAACGUACUAUGUUAGAGUUACUCAAUCAAUUGGAUGGAUUCAGCUCAACGGCCGAUAUUAAAGUUAUUGCGGCAACGAAUCGGGUCGAUAUUUUAGAUCCGGCCCUGUUGAGGUCUGGACGUUUGGAUCGAAAAAUCGAAUUUCCGCAUCCAAAUGAAGAAGCAAGAGCGAGAAUUAUGCAGAUUCAUUCGCGGAAAAUGACCGUUAAUCCCGAUGUUAAUUUUGAAGAGUUGGCGAGGUCUACUGAUGAUUUCAAUGGGGCGCAGUGUAAAGCCGUGUGUGUGGAAGCUGGAAUGAUCGCGCUAAGGAGGAAUGCAACUGCAGUCACUCAUGAAGAUUAUAUGGACGCGAUAAUGGAAGUGCAAGCGAAGAAGAAAGCCAAUCUUAAUUACUAUGCUUAGAUUUUUUGUAUCAUUGUGUGGAAUAAAUAUUUUGUAACUUAUAAGUAAAACUUUUAGUUGAAAAA